This is a messenger RNA of Procambarus clarkii (red swamp crayfish), 10181 nucleotides long. RefSeq names its product UPF0764 protein C16orf89 homolog. NCBI's taxonomy places the organism in Eukaryota, Metazoa, Arthropoda, Malacostraca, Decapoda, Cambaridae. Gene Ontology annotation, cellular component: membrane; cytosol. The record is from RefSeq and is a predicted model, not a curated record.
AAGUCCGGCCCUUUGUAAACACUGGGAGUGGCCGUGGACCGUGUCACUAUGUAGUUGUCAUAGGCAUUUUACUGAGAAUGGCGCAGUAUACUUUCAUAAUACAAACAACAAUCAACUUCAUAAUAUUAUCGGAAUGGGGGAAGGGAAGUGUGAGAGGCGGACAAGUGGGUGUGGGCAGUCAGCGGGACCUCGGACACCAGCGGGUGUCUCUCGUGGGAUCUCCUCCAGGCGGUGGACCCCUGCGGCAGGUCGGGUCCCACACGCACCUGGUCAUGCAGGUGUUGGCCGCCCUUGACAAGGCCAUUGGUUAUUAUGAGAAGAAUUAUGAGAUACUUAAGUUUGAUGGUAUGUUUGGUGCCAAGGUUGUUGAAGGCCAGUUAAAUCUUUUGGUUGCGGAGUAUAAUAAUGGUUUCCUCAGUGGCAUAAUGGACAACAUCAUGAAGAAUGAUAUCUCAGGAAUGGCAGCUAGGGCAGGACGUGUUGUGAAACUAGCAAUUCCAUACUUGCAUGAAAAGGAACCAGAAUAUAUGAAAAGAUUAAAGCGGAUAUUUCAGUUGUCUUGGGAUAUUGGACACUCUCAUCGCACUGUUGACAUGUCUCUACUUUGGUCCAAUCAUGUACGUCUUCUUGCCCAACCUGAAACCCUCAAUGAACUGGAGAGUGACCAUUGCAUGGCUGAACUUCUAGAACCAGUAAAUGGGAUGAUGUGCCACAUGACUGAGAGUUGCCAGAGAAUGAUGACUACACCUGGAAGAGAGAAAUAUGCCUUAAGUCAUCAAAUAUUGUACACUAUGGUGGCAGAGAUGAGUGGAUGUGGAAGUCGCUUAGAACAGUGGUUGGUUAAACACAAGCGUAGUGGAAGUGUGGAACAGCUCCAAGGAGAGAUGUGCUCCAACCUUUACUCUGAGGCUCUGUCACUUGCUACUGCUAUGUUCACUGACAAUAUUCUUACAUUCAGAGACCUUUUAUUGGAAAUGGAAUUCAUCUGUGGCAUGUUAGGCUAUGUGGAGUUCUUGAAGCGAGACUGGCUAAUUGGUAUAUUUCAAUGGCAAAGGGAAUCUGGCUGCUUUCCAGCCACUGAACCUUAUAUUGGUAGAAAAUUGCUCUCAGAGGAAAAGCUACCAGAUGGGUGUCUUUUACAUCUGACAGCAGUUGCAUCAUCAGCAUUGUCAGUCCAUCUCCGUUAUUUGCUGUAUCCAGGAUAUGAGGUAGUAAAAGUUAAGGAAGCUGCCACAGUAGUUUCUCCACUACCAUUGAUAAUGCAGCCACCACUUGGGUCUUUCCAAGUGCAUACUGGGUCUGGAGUAUUGCUGAAUCAACCACUCUUUAGGGAAGACAUUCCUUCAGGAUUAAGUAGGGUAGCUGAACAAGACAAAUCACUAGAAGAUAAGGCAGAUAUUGUCUUGAAACAUCUAGAAGAAAUGAAGUCAAGUAUAAAGAAGAAAGUUUCCAUAACACAGGGAGCUGUGCCCCUACAGUCUAAUAAACCUGGUGUGGCUGGGCACUCCGAUACAUUCUUCCUUCCUGAACAGACUGUUCCAUUAGCUCAAUAUUUAUCAUCCACAACAUCUGGAAUGGCUUCUCAUGUGUCUAUGGGUCCAUUCUACUUUGUGAUAGCCAGUAUAGCAUUGGUCAUUAUUGUAAUGCUUAGAUAUGUUCAUGCCAAAAGAAGAGCUCAUUCUAUGUUUAGAAAUAGAUUCAGACUAUAAGUGAAUUAAAGUUAUUGUUUGAAAGAUUUUUGCUUUGUUAACUUUCAUAUAUUUUCAAACCUAUUUUUAUUUUGAAAGUUUUUAUAUAUAUUUGUAAUAAAUGUGAACCUGUGAAAGACAAAGAUGUAAUUUCUUUGUAAUUGCUGAUUCCGAUCUGCAACUAUUAUAUCUUCAAUUACUGGUUUAUGGUGAACUAGUAUCUGAUACCUUGAUUCCUUAAUGGUCUUCCAAUCACGUUGUGUGUUUCUUGCCAGUGUAUUUUAUAUAAAGAGAGCAUUCUUGAACUUCAUAUAGGAGUUAGGUCUUUCCUAAUCCUUAGGGAAAAUUUACUCUUGUAGUUGUAUAUCUUAUUCUAAAGAUGAACCUAAUGAUGUAUUCACGAUUACAGUAUAUGAUAGAUAAAUUAUGUUUAAUAUGGAUUGUUUCGGUAAUUUGAUAUGAGGAUUUUUAUGGAUGCAUUUUAUUAACUUUGUGUUGCACAAAUUUAUUUGAAACCUUUUAGAUAAUUGUUGUCUUAAUUUGCAGAGAAUAGCUAUCAGUUUGAGGUUGUAAUAAUCUCAGUAAUGAAUCGUGAUUUUGAUUUGCUGGUGUUAAUAAUCUUUCAGGCAUUCUUUCACAAUUUGGCCUUCCUUGACAUGGUCAGGAACAGGUGGCCGUCCACCCUUUUGCCUCAGUGCCUGAAUCGUCGUUCUGCAUGUUAUCUUGUGUUUUUCCUUACAUUUCGUAUAUUUACUGGGAAGGCCCCCCCUCACUAGUUCUCCCAGCUUAAAUACUGGUUAACUGAGCCUUAGGACCCUUACAUCUAGCCUCUGAAAACCAUCCAUUUCUUAUUGAAUCAGAGAAAAACCCAAAACCAGGGUGAACCCCCUCCAGAAAGCAUAGUACCCCUGUAUAUCACCUGUUGUGACUAAAUAUUUGUUGAGCUAAUCAAGGUCCCCCUAGCCAAAAGUAAUGCUUUUCACAUGGUCACCUAUCCAGAUUCUGGCCAAACCUAAUGGUGCUUAACACUUCCACGCAUUGGGCGAGCGAGUGCCAGACCACCCUAAGAUGAGCCGGGCAUUCCACGUGAGCACGCGGUAAUACUGAAACGUGUAUGCUCUUUUCAAUUUUGUCACCUUAAUUCUCGUCCUAGUUUUUCAAUUUGGUAUCAAUGUGUUUGCAGUAGAAUUCCCUACAGGAUUAUAUGCAUAUAAUGUCCAAAACCGCGGUGCGCCCCACCCUCAGCCAAGCCGAAAGCAGGCCAAUUUUUUACGCAUUGAUGCGUCAUUCCCACACAUUCAUCUAAUAUAUUUUUGACGCCAUACUGUGUCGUCCCUGCACGAAAGUGUUAAAUUAAUGUGACUAAAUGACAUUCAUUUACAUCAAGGUAGAAUGUGCCAAGUAUUCUACCCCAAAGAGAUUCCACCUUCUAAAUAUCCUUAUAAUAAUACAGUAUAUUGACCAUGCCCUAAAUUUUAAUAAAGCUGGGUACCUUCUUGGUAGAUUUUUUUAUUCUUAUUAGUCAUAAAUUUUAUUGCAAAACAUUUGUCUAUUUCUCCAUGCGUUGAUAUCAUCACCACCACUAAUUCCCAAUUUUUCUUUUUCAUUGGGCAGGGAGACAUUAACUAGAAAAGUUAGGCGAGUAGUGUAGGAAAAUUUUAAAAUUAUGUACAGUAUGACAUCCAUCUAUUCACCGUCCUCCACACUAAAGAGAAUGGGCAACUAUACACUCGAGCAAAUCAUAUAAAGUAGCAUUACACUACUUAAUGAGACUAGAUGCAGAAUGGUCAUUUGGGAUUUGUCACUUCAAAACAAGACAAAUAGUCUCUGCCUCUAAGAAACUGCUUCCAAUUAACUUUGUUCCCUACUGUUUCUCAUGUUUCAUCUCACACUAUCUCUGAAAUAAUCGCUCAACCAUUUUUUAUGAAGUUUCUUCAUUCACAGUGAAAUUGUCAAUAGUUUAAAACUUUACAAAUAUUUAUUAGAAUAAGCAAUCAAACCAAAAUAAUGAGUUUGCUUUCAAACUUUGUUGGUUUGAUAAAUUUUGUUAUAAUUAUUAAACAUUGUGCAUAAUGUUUAGCAAAGGUGAAUUAUCAGUUUAAUUUGUGUAAUUGUUAAUCAAAUAGGAUUAAUGUUGGCAUUGAUGUACUUUAAAUAUUACAUAAUUGAAGUAGAUCUAAUUAUAUUUAAUGAGUCAUAUUAUUUUAGCUUGCUGAAGUUUCUGUCAAAGUCAAGUUUUUAUUAUUUCAAUAAACCUUUCUCUGAGUGAUUGAACCACAUAAACUAUAAAAUUCAUGUUUUGACUAAUGUUUGAGAUCGUCAGACCUUUACAUCUUCUACACUUGAAAUAUUUAUCAAGUAAUGUGCUUAGUGUCUAUUGUUGAAUUAAUUACAGUACUUUGAUAAAAUACUUUUAACAUUGGACCUUCAAUAUAUAUACAGUUAAGAAUGGUGUGUAGAUUUAUGUCAUAUAACAUAUAUGAUGCAGCAAGGCUGUGGAAAUGAAUCCUGGCUAAGUGAAGGUUGGAAUGUUUUGUGUAUUUGUAAGGCACUGCCAAAUAUUUGUACAGUACUUUGAUAUAUUUUCAAUAAUGUCUUUACAAGUGCCAGAAGUAUGCAAACACUUACUGUUAACAAUGAUUGCAUACUGAAAUCCUUAUUAAUAAUAAUUUGUUAUAAUUGUACAGUACAGUCCGCUAUUAGUUAUUGUUUACAUCGAUGGUUUGGCCUUGUUGCUAGAUGCUUUUGAUCAUGAUAACAAUCUCUAAAGCUAUAUUUGAAUUCACAAUGUGCAUAUUUCAAAGCUGAGCAUGAGUUCUCCUCUGCUUGAUGUUUGCGCUUGCAUGAGUGUUGCAAAAUUUAAUUUGAAUGAGGAUAAGACAUUUGUUGAAUCUUAAUGGUAAUCUUAGAGGGUUGCAGAUUUGCAAAUGUUGGUAUGUACUUUCACUUUAGUAUUGUUGCUUUGUAGCCUGUCAAUUUAAUUAGGGAUCUAGGGGUUUACUUAAAUUCUUCAUUAUCAUUUAAUAGGUACAUAAACCAGAUUUUUGAAGGUGGCAAAUGUUCACUUUGAAGAAUUUCUUUAUGAGGAGAACAUCUUGGUUUUCAUCAAUUCAUUUGUUCCCUCUAGAAUCACUCUCAGUGGACAGUGCCUUGACGCAGUGCGGGGGGGGCUCUAGUGCACUGCCUGCGUGUAGGAGGGGUAGCUCCUGCUCUCCUCUUCUGCAUGCUGUGGCAUUGCUCAAGCAAGGUCUAUUUCCAUAUGUUAGGCAUGUAUGAAGACCUAUACAUGCCCUUCUGUUUCUUCAUCUGGGAGUUGAACCUGUCCAGCAGUAGUGGGAUGAGGGGGGGAGAGGGGGGGUAACAUGCUUCUUUGGUGAGGGGACGGGGAUAAAACAGGAGGUUCAAUGUGGUCCAUCUGAAUCAAUCGGCUUGCCUGGUUAGCUUCGCCUAGUUAGACAUCAAGUCAAGCACCCCUAUUGGUCUCUGGGAUGCCAUUCGGCCCUGCAGUGGUGACCCAUGUAUACUGUUCUGAUAGGUAAACUGUAUUAUGGCUGCCCUGCCUACUCCAUUGCCUUCCUUUGACCCUUCAUUAUCUUGAUGCUUUUCACCAUGCUGGGUUGCAUCUCAGUUCUGGUGCUAUUUGUUUGUUCCCUACCCAGAGCUUUUAUGUUGAAAUCGUCAUCUUGUCGCUAUAGGAUCGUCAGAAUUGUUACUGCCUUCACUACCUUGCAUGGUGACUGUAACAUCCUUAUUCUCACUUUUGCAAGCUUUGGCUUUUACCCCUCUGGUCGAUCGUCUUUUUUUCAACACCUUCCUUUUACUAUUUUGAUGUCUCACUUACAGGCCUCUCUUUCAGUUUGUGUUUGCUAUGUCUCUCCUCGUGUGAUUCCUUCCUUGCCCCCAUGGUGGGGUCCCACUUGUAAUGUUCUGCAAGACUUUGACCCACAUGAUCAAGACUUACACUUCCCUCCUAUUGUUGUGAAAUGCCUUUUCCUUGAAUAUAUUCUUCACGCUCACAUUCUGUUGCCCUAUUCACAUACGGAUCUACGUUUGCCAACAGUAUUGGCUACUCUAUGGUCUUUCUGGACUAAACCUAUUUGUGCCACCUACCCCAUGGAGUCAUGCAUCUUCACAACUGAACUGUAAUUUUGCAUGCUCUUUGUCAAUUCCUUUUCCGAUGUCAACACUCUUUUGUAAUUGUGGUUGACUCUGGCAGUGCUCUCAUGGUUCUGGAAUCAUUUAACCCUAUGCAUCCUGUGGUAGACGAAAUCCAAUAUUGGUUGUUUCUUAUCUCUAGCAGGAUUAAGAUAGUUGAGUUUUGCUGGGUUCCCAGCAAUAUUGGUACAGUAUUAGCAUAAAUAAGCAUGCAAAUGCUGCUGCUAAGGAAGCUGUCAGCACUUGACCUGUUUCCUAAAAAAGCAUUCUUAAUUCAGAUUUCUACCCAGUCAUUUAUUCAUCGAUCUGAGAAUGUUGACAAGGUCAUUGGUCUGAUGUUAUAGGUAACAAACUGCAUGCUCUUAAGGAUAGCCUGUUCUCUUGGCCUUCCUCCUACCACAUUAAUUGGCAGUGGGGAAACAGUUCUGGCAAGGUUACUUAUUGGCCAUAUGCGCUGAACUUAGACACUUAAUUAACACUUUCGCGCUUUGGGCGAGCGAGCACCAGACCACCCCAAGGUGGGGCCGGGCAUUCCAUGUGAGUGUGCGGUAAUACUGAAAAGUGUAUACUCUUUUUUUUUCAAUUUUGUCACCUCAAUUCUUGUCCUAGGGCCGGGCAUUCCACAUGAGUGCGCGGUAGUACUGAAAAGUGUAUACUCUUUUUUUUUCAAUUUUGUCACCUCAAUUCUUGUCCUAUGAUUUUUCAUUUUGGUAUCAAUGUGUUCGCAAUAGAAUUCCCUACAGGAGUAUUUGCAUAUAAAGUCCCAAAGCCCGGCGUACCACUCAUACCAAACCAAGAAAUUGGCCGCACGAUAUUACCCGUGAGCGCGCAAAAGCAAUAUACAGUAAUGUGUAUACUCUUUUUCCUCUUUGGUCACCUCAAUUCUCGUCCUAGGUCUUUCAUUUUGGUAUCAAUUUGUUCGCAAUAAAAAUCCCCUACACGAGUAUAUGUAUAUAAUGUCCAAAAUUGUAGCGUGCCCCACCCACAGCCAAGCCUAAAGCAGGCCAAAUUUUUACAUUUUUGACGCCAUACUGCGUCAUUCUUGCACAUUCGUCUAAUAAAUUUUUGACGCCGUACUGCAUCGUCACCGAGCGGAAGUGUUAAUAGAAUGUUGCUCUGAUCCUAAUUGUCCGAAUUGCCUUAUCCUUCUUACAGUCGUGCACCUCCUUGUAGAAUAUUCCGAUUUUCAGGAUGUUUGUGUGUCUUCCCAAAUGUUCCUUGUGGUCAUUUGUCCUUCUAUAAAAUCCUUAGUGAAUCUAAUACCUUCAAUAACCCUCACCUUAUAUGCUUUCCUUCUCGUAUUUACCUCCUUGGUGAUAUUUAGCGCCUCUUGAAUAUCCUGUUACCGUGAUGGUGCUGCAUGGUCUCAACGGCUUGGUGCCUUCUUUUGAUAAUUACUUCCUCUACAAUAUUUUUGUGCAAUUGUUUCUUUGUGGUUUGCCAAACUAAUUAUUUAAUUUCUAAGUACAAAAUCAUGCAAUAAUGUGCUGAUGGUAGCCAUGGUGCUCUAUUUUGUUGUAUAAUAUGGGUAUAAGUACAAAGAAGAAUAGAUGGUGCUCAUUAGAAUGUUAAGAGGAUCUGGGGAGAGAUUUAAGGUCUACCCAAAGAUUGCUAAUAGAUUGCUAAUGGAUUUUGCAGGAACAAUAAUGUAAUCAAAUAAUUAGGUAAAUGAAUCUCAGUGCAUGUAUGCAGUUUUGUAUUGUGUUUUAGAGUAGUAAAUCAGAUGUGGGAGAACUGUCAGCACCUAAAAAAUUGUAGAAAAUAGUUUUAGAUUAAAUUGUGAUUUAAUUUAGAUUAAAUUAUGAUGGAUGAGGUAUGGCAAAAGUACUUUCCUUUUUUUAUUUUAACUAGAGUUGUAAGAUUGUCAAAAUAUAGAUAUAAAUAUAUGUGAGGAUAGUUUUUAUUGGAAGGAGUAAUAAAAUUAUUGAAAAUAAUAUUAAGAGAUGGUAUGUAUAGGGUUUAGUGAAAAUAAGGGAAUGAGUGCUUAAAUAUUUCAAAUUACUGAAAGGUAAAUAGGUUUUUGGUACUCAGGAAGAUCGAGAAAUAAUACUGGUAUGUGAUUUGACAGGUGGAAAUAUUGUAAAGUAUUAUUUAACACACUUUAAUAUAUAGUAUUGAAACAUUAGUAUGACAUAAUAUUUACAGUACUGUAUAAAAUUUUUAGUGAAAUAGCGCGAGUGGAUUGUUAAACAUGAAAAGUGAAUGAUGGGGAAAUAUGAUGUAGAACAGUGGCUUAUAGUAAAGGUGUAGAGAUAUUGCAGAUACUUGAGGAUGUUGCUGAUAGGAUAUGUGGGAAAGGAAUUGAUAGAGUAUAAGAGUAAGAUAAAAAUUUGAUUAUUUAGCAUUGUCUUAAGUAUGUUGAUCUAGGCCUUAGGCCAGGUAUUGCAACCAGUUAGGUUAUUCAGUGCCAUGGUUUUCCUAGAUCACAUUCUGUCAGGUAUUUUAACAUUGUCCAUAAUCUGAAUAAGAGAAAAUUCUGUUAGACACUGUAGAAAAAUUGGGGUAUGACAUACAUAGAUAUAUUAUAAUUAAAAUCAGAUGCUUACAUAAUGCAUAUCCAUAGUAAUUUCCUUGGAAUGAGCUUUGCCAAAUACAGUAACAAUGAAAUAUUAUUUUAUUGUAUUCAGUAACACUGUAUACAGUACUUGGAAUCCAUUCAUGAGCCAUUCUUUUCCACUUACACAUCCAUAAGGUGAUACCCUAUUGUUAAGAAUAGGGUUAUAAUCUAAUUGUUAACUCUAGUGAAUAUAUUUGUCAGAUAUUGCCUAACAUGCAUCACUUGCCAGUAUUUGCUGGUUAUCAUUUUCAAAUGCUACCUUUUUUCAACCUUCAAGUGCAUUAUUUCAUAAGAUCAUGUUUGCCAUUCAGUCCACUUUGUUGUAAGCUGAUUUGUCUGUUAAACAAAGCUAAUAUGAUUUAUUUCACGUAUGAAAUAAGUUGGAUGAAGAUGACUAACUUAUAUUCGGCGAGUUGAAAUGAAUAGAUUGCUCCACAGUGCAACAAAUAAACCCAUUUAUUUUCACAUCCUCGUUCACAACAUUUUUCUUCUAUAAAUUAUCCAGAAUCGGGCUUCUAAAUGCAUCUGCAACAUUCCUUUGCUUAAAUAAUGUAUUGCCUCAUCUACUGCAGUGCAUAUCUAAUUUCAUGUUACUUUAGCAUGUUUUCUUUUAUAACUCUCCUCUGACGUGCAUUAAGUCUAUACUGUCCCAGCAGACUCCUGCAUGUAUCCCAUUGAUAGCUUUCUUGCCCUAUCUUUUCUCAUCUUUAUCACUCACUCAUUUUUUAUUUAACUCCAGCUCUAUUGUUAACAUAAUUUGGCUCUUUUUUUUUUUUGCUUUUGUUCUGACCUGUUUAUUUAUGUCAGAGAAAACUAAUUAUAUAAUCACUUCAAUAUAUAUUAUCUGUUUUACAGGCUUCCUUUAAAUAUUAAGGUUGUAUAAAAUGACAUACUUUUCAUAGCUGUUAUAUUGAUUGAAAUAGACUUUAUGCUUAAUUGUUUGUAUUUGGCAUAAUUACCUUUCAUGCUACCUUUUUAAUAUAAAAAUGUUAGCUCUUUGAUUUGUAUGAUUAUACAUUAGGUCUCUAGGCCUCUUUCCAUUAUAUUCUGUGAUGGUUAAAUGGUGGCUAAUUAUAUUACUCAUUGUUACCCCACAUAAUUUUAUUAAGGCUUUAAUGUAGUAUAUUUUACUAAUUCUCUAAACAAAAUUUGUAUAAAUAACACUGAUAAACAGAAUGUAUAAAAUAUGGACUAUUGCACCCAAAACAAAUCCAUGUUGUGUACUUGGGUACUGGUAUAGAGUACUAUAAGACAACAAAGAUUGCAUUUAUGCAUGUUAUUAUGCUAGUAAAUGUUAAGUUUGCUUGUUGCUUGUUUCUCUGGCCCUCUACAAAAUUUAUACAUUACUACAAACUGUUGAUUUUUUGGGUGCUACAGUCUAUAAAAUUAUUCAGUCACUGUAGGUACUGUACUAUAAUUUUUGGAAAACAGGUUGUGUGUGUUUGGGAUUUCCCCACUAAAAAUAACUCCUUUUAAUUAAAUUAAUAGGGCAAGAAUUGACAUAUUGUGUUCAUCCUGUUAUGCUUGCAAUGUAAGCAUUGUUAUAUGUAAAUUAAUUUUGAGGACUGUAUGUGUACAUAAGAAUUAACAUUAAACUGCAUUAAAAUUUGUCAAUACUGUCACUACAAUCUCCCAUUUGUAACCAUGUGAUAAUUUGUGAUGGUUAAUGCUGUUGAAAGCAUCACCUCAUUUUAACGUUUUAGAUUUCAUUAUUGGCUUGUUUGAGAUCACAUUGUUGUACAUAUUGUUUGAUGUGAUAAACAAUAAAGGCUGUGCUUUAU